AUGAAUUAAAAUUAACAGCAAAUUCUCAAACCUAAUUUGGAGAUUGGUUAAAUGCAUUAAAAAUUUGCAUAAGAGAGCUCACAAAAAAACAAAGUAUAAAAUUUUGAAAGCCAUAUAAUGAUUUACUUUCAAAAAUCUGGGUUACAUUUGCAACAUUUGAUGAAACAUUGAAUACCCUUUAGAUUAAUUGUUCCUAAAUUUAGUAUGAAAUAACAACAAAAUUGUAUAAUCUUCUUUAGAAUUUAAAGACAUUUUUAACUUUGGAAUUUACUUUGUAAAAGUAAGAAUAGGAAAGAUUUAUUAAUGAUGAUGAUAGUGUUUCUGAAAAUUUUAAUCAAAAGCAUAUUGUAAUUCCAAUUAAUAAAGUUCAAAAAUAAAUAUAAAUGAAAGUCUAAGAAUUUGAUAUUUCCCAAAAAACAUAAUCUCUUUAAAGCAUUUUAGAAUCAAUUAAACAUACCUAGCCAAUCAAAUAUGUAGAUAUUUAUCAAUAAACUAGAAAAAUCUAAUCAAUAGUCCUGUUUAUUCUUAAAUACACAUAACAGACGAACCUGAAAGGACACAUUUACCAUAUAAAUAGGAUCCCAAAGAAAAAUUUUGUAUUUUACCAUUUCUUAAAUCAUGCAUUGGAAAAGAUUUAACAAGAAUUCCAUUUCCUUGUAUAUUUUAAUACUAUAAUUUAAGUGAUAUUUCAUUAACCAAUGUCAGUUUUACAAUUGAUUGUAUAACAAUUUGCUUAUUUUGAUUAAAUUAAGAAAGCUAGUUAAUGUGAUGAUUCUUGUAAAAGAAUGUGUCAUAUUAUUGCAUUUACGUUGUCUCGAUGUACAUCUUCAUUGGAUAAUCAAAAAAAACCAUUUAAUCCACUCUUAGGAGAAACUUUUGAGUUUUUAACUCCUGAUUAUUGUAUUGUAUGUGAAUAAGUAUCACAUCAUCCUCCAAUAUCAGCUGUACAUUGUGAAGGAAGAGAUUUUAAAUUUUGGGCAUAGAAUGAUUCAUAAAUAGGAUUUGGAGGAACUAAUAUAAAAAUAGCAAUGAUAGGAAAAUCUCACCUUUAUUUAAGAAAAUAUAAAGAACAUUAUAGUUUUGAUAUGCCAAAUAUGCUUGUUAAGAAUCUAAUAUUUGGAGAAAGAUAUUUUGAACAUGUCGGAAAGAUAAAGUAUAUUAAUCAUUAGACAGGAGAUAUUGGUAUAGUUGAUUUAAGAGAGUAUGGUGAAGGUUAAGUAUGUUAUAUAUAAUUAAUUAUAUAGAAUUUCACUUAAGUUAAUGCUGAAGUCAGAGAUUGUAAUUAGAACUUAAGAUACAAAAUUACUGGUUUUUAUAAUUAAUCCUUAUACGUUGGUGAUGAAUUACUUUGGUAACGAAUAAUACCUGGCUAAGAAGCAUAUUAUUAUUAUAAUUAUAUUCCUUUAAUGAUGUAAGCAAACUAUCUUAAUAAAUAAACUUUACUUGUAUUUUAAAUUAAUUUAUUAUAUAAGGAAAUACCAUGUACAGAUUCACGUUUAAGACCAGAUAUAGCAGCUUUGGAAAAUGGUUGGAAAGAACUUGGAUAAAAUGAAAAAGUAAGAAUUGAAGAGAAGUAAAGAGAGAGAAAAAGAAUAAUGGAUUAAAGAAAAGAAAUUCAUAUUCCAAAAUUUUUUGAGAUAAAAGAAGAUAUUGAUACAAAAACUAAAGGAUAUGUAUAUAAAGGGAAUUAUUGGACAGAAAAACAUGAAGUAAUGGAUAUAUUUUGA
This is a messenger RNA of Paramecium primaurelia, 1727 nucleotides long. NCBI's taxonomy places the organism in Eukaryota, Ciliophora, Oligohymenophorea, Peniculida, Parameciidae. The record is from the annotation of a GenBank genome assembly.